Messenger RNA from Cladophialophora psammophila CBS 110553, 843 nucleotides. RefSeq lists its product as uncharacterized. The transcript has a single exon. The coding region runs from base 1 to 843 and encodes 280 amino acids. Lineage: Eukaryota; Fungi; Ascomycota; Eurotiomycetes; Chaetothyriales; Herpotrichiellaceae. The record is from RefSeq and is a predicted model, not a curated record.
AUGCAGGCGGCGAUUCCUGGAAAGAUUAUAACACAUCCAAAUGGCCAAACCACUCAUCUCAUCAUUGACAACUUCACGGACCCGUGGCUGCCAUGCGAAACCAUUCUAAUCCAGCACGGAUUUGCUCGGCAUGCCGCCUUCUGGUACCAUUGGGUGCCUGUUCUUGCAAGAAAAUAUCGGGUUAUCAGACGUGACGCUCGUGGCCAUGGACACUCUAGUACACCAGAUGAACGGACCUACGAUUACUCUAUUGACACGAUCUGUGAGGAGAUAGUGGACACACUGGACCAACUUGGGAUUCGUCAGGUUCACUUCCUCGGAGAAUCAACCAGCGGCAUGGUCGGUGAAUUCUUCGCAUGCAAGCAUGCUGAACGAGUCAAAUCUCUGAUCAUUUGCUCCUCUCCGACGUUUCUGCCCCCGCAGGCUCUAUCGUUAUUUGCAUUUGGCCACAAAGACUGGCCGACGGCUUGCCGUGAGCUCGGCUCGAGGGGCUGGGCAGAGGCAUUGUCCAAAGUGCCAGGUACGGUUUCAAUCCAAGAUAAAAACUAUGUGGACUGGUGGAUAGAUCAGGUUGGAGUAUCAUCGGCUGAGGGGCUGGCCGGUUACGCCAAAUUUUUAUCUUCUCUGGACUCGAGGGGAGUCCUUUCACAGAUCAAGGUCCCGAUGCUCAUUCUUGCUCCAGCAAAUAGCGCGGCAACCAAGUUAGAAGAACAACGAGGAAUCAAGCAAUCCGUUGAACAAGCUCAACUCGAAGUCAUAAGUGGAAAGGGUCACGAGAUCUACGUGGAAAUGCCUGAAGCAUGCCAGAAGGCAGUGCUCGCAUUCCUUUCUCAGAUAAAAUAA